AUGAUAGGAUAUGUAAUCAAAGGAGAAAUAAUCUCUAAGAAAUAUAGGGUGUAAUUGAAAAUAUCGUCAUUAAAAAAUGUCAAAGAAAUCGACUAAAACAAAAUAAAAACUUUUCUUAGAGAAGUUGACCUUGAUUUGGAAUAUUAUACCAAUCUUCCGCUUUUACAUUAAGCAUCACUAGAAUACCAUAGAGUAAUGGGAAAUGAAUUGACAUUUAAUAAAGAAAAUGCCCAAUAGUGGAUUUAAUCAACAGAAUUUAUUGAGCUAACUUAUGCCUUAAGAUGGAUAUACGAAAUGUCUUCUUACAAAGAUAGAGAAGAGCUCAAUAUUGUAUUUGAUCCAAAAGAUUAAAUUCUUAAAAAGAUCAUACUUCUAAAUAUAGGUUUGGAAUAGAAAAAAGAGAUUUCUUAAAUUAAUUUAAAUUAAAUUGUUUGUGAUAACACUGAAAUAUUGUAUGGUUUAUCCUUAUAUAUUUAAAAAAGGAUUGAAACUCUGGACCUUUCAACAUAUGUUCCUCUUCUCUAAAAUAUGAUGUUAGAAUGUGAUAAAUCAGCAAUUAAUUAAUUAAUCGUCAUUGAAUUAAUUGACAAAGUCCUUUAAAAAUUUUCAGGAUUUUAAGAUGAAUAAGUAAGGAAAUUGAAAUUAACCAGCAACAUUACUUCAUAAAUAAAAUGGGAAGAAGAUUAUAUUUAAUACACUUUAUUAGAAUAAGAAAACCCAAACUUUCAACUUAGAAAGACAAAAUAGGUAUAUUUAUAUACAAAAGAAUAAUAUGAAGUCAAGAUGAAUAUAUUUAAGAGUUAAUGGGAAGAUUAGUUUCCAGAAAUUUUCACUUAAAAUGAAUUAUAGAUUCAAUUAUAAAAGUCAAGUACUUUUCAGCUUUCAGAUGUAUUCUCCUCUAAUCUAAAUGCAGAAGAAGAAAUUUAAACCUCAGUAUCAAAAAAACGAUACUAAAUACUCAACCAAACUUUUAAAUUAGCUUAAUCAUAACCUAAUCUUCAAAUUUAGAGUUAAACGAGAGUAAACCUUCCCCCACCAUUACCUCUUCCUAAAGUUAAGUCCACUCAUAUUCCUAACUCCAUAUAUGUUAAAUUUAAUUAUCCUGUUCUUUAAAAUUAAUUAGAUGGAACAAUCUGGAAGGCUAAUAUGAUAGAUUAUGAGACUAGUAUAGAUUAAGAUAUUUUAAGAUAUUUUGAAAAGAAAGAAUAAAACCAAACAAAAAUGGUUCCAGAUAAAAUUUUUAUUCUAAAAAAUGAAGUGGAAUAUGGAAAUUCGGUUUUCAAGAAUCAAACCGAAAUAGAAUUAAAAAGGAAACGGUUUGAGAAAACUAAUUUGGAUGAAAUUUUGGAUUAAGUAAAUAAACUUGAAUUUCUAGAGAAAAAUUAAGAUAAGAAUAUGAGAGCAUAUAUUUAGCUUCUCAAUUCUUCUAUUCAAUUUAUUUCUGAUGAUAAUGUCAAGAAAAUCGAAUAAAACAUAAAAAAGUUCAAAUAAGAUAAUAAUGAAUAUAGAAAAAGAAAAUCCGAAGAAGAAGACUAACAAUAAAAACAGGAGAGGGAAAGGUUAAAAAAGCUAUAAAAAGAAGAAAGAGAGAAAGAACUUUUCUCACUAGAUGUGCAUUUAAAUUAUUUACAGAAAGAUUUAGAAGCGAUUCUGACAGAAAAUGAUCUUUCAGAAUUUGAACCUAAAUUAGAAAAAUUAAGAAAUGCGUUGAGCAUAGUAGAUAAAGAAGAUGAGAAAAAUACAAUUUUCUCUCAAUUUGAAAGUUUUCUCUUUUUAAAAUAAAAAUUCCUUCAAUAUAAAAGACUUGAGAAUUAAGAAAAAUACUAAAUUCCACUUAAUGAUAGUUUUCUCAAAUAUUUAUAUGAUAAAAAUCCAAGAAAAGGCAUCUAAAUUGAGGCCUUUUAUGAUGAACAUUUAGAUCAUAAAAUCCACAUUAUGGAUAUAGUAACCUAAUUUAGUGAGAUAUUUGAAGAACUUAGCAAGGAUGUGGAACUAAUUCUUUAUUUCAAAUAUAUUCAACAGUUCGGGAAGGUGUUUAAUAAUUUUCAAGCCGAAUAAUUCGGUUUAAAAUUUGAAAAUGUUAUCAAAUUUACAUAUAAAACCCAAUAAUUAAAAGGCGAGUAGAUAGAAUUGACUAAGUACAUAGUAGAUCUUAUGGCCAAAUAAGGUAUUCCAUUUAAGGAUUUAAAGGACACUCCAUUCAAGUAUCUUCCAUAGUUAUCUAAAUAAAAUAAUGCUUUGUCAGAAGUUAAAAAAAUUAUACAAUUAUAUUCUGAUCAUCUUGAUUUUCUUAAAGUAAAUUUGCAAGCUCUGAGCUUUGAUGAAAAUAAUUUAGAUUUUAUCAAAAAGGCUACCUAAUAUUCUGUUGAAUACACAGAAUUUAUUUUUUAAAUGUAAACUAUCUAUGAAAAGGAUUUAUAGAAUUUAAAUAAGAUAAGACACUUUUUUUGUGAUGAUAGAACAAAUGUGGAAUCUCCUAAAUUCUUUGAGGAUAUAUUAGCAAUUAAAAGUUUACUUAGAAUCUAUCAUACUAAUAUAAUUUAAGAAGAGAAGAAAAAAUUGUUACUCUAAGCCUAGAAUAGAAAGGUGGGAGAAUGA
Molecule: messenger RNA, 2598 nt
Organism: Paramecium octaurelia
Lineage: Eukaryota; Ciliophora; Oligohymenophorea; Peniculida; Parameciidae
Source: the annotation of a GenBank genome assembly